AUGAGGAGACAGCAAGGUGAAAAGGAAGUUCUCAGGGAGAAGUAUAAGGCUGUAACCAAUCAUUUUGGGAUGACUGGUACUAGUGUCAACCCUCUUGACCCUCUAUCUAAAAAACAUUACAACACAAAUCUUGAUGUACUGUGGAAGGACAACCCUGCCUUUGCCCCAAAGACCUUCUCCUCUAUUCCUGGAAGGGAUCACACUGGUGCCCUCCAUGUGCUAACAGAGCCUAAAUGCAAACAGACCUCUCACCCUACUGGCAAGCAGGUUGCCUCUCAUCCUGCAAAUUCCAGUGCCACCACAGAUGAUUCCAUGGUGCACUCACAAGCAAAGGGGAAAGAGAGGGCUCCAAAUUUUGAACCCAAUGACACCCCUUAUCCUACUGCAUCCCAAACUCCUUCCAAUACCAACCCUAACCUCAACAAUAUAGAUGCUGACCUUGACAAUAUGGACACUGACAAUUCACUUGACAAAGGUGUGCCCCCUGCUACCUUUAUUUGGGGCCACAACCCUCCAUAUGACCCUACAUACGAUGACUCUGACCCUGCACUUGAGGAGUGUGACCUCAGAAAUUUGGAUAACAGCACUGAGGAGUUGGAGAUGGAAGUGGAUAAUGAGGAACAGGAUGACACUCAGUGUCCAAGCAAUAAACACCCACACCAAAGGUCCCCCUCACUAUUCCACACCUUCAAGCCAACAAAUCACACCUCACAGUAUCAUUGUCAUGAAGUAGCCUUCACUGGCAAGUCUCACACCGCCCAUGCCAUGGAGCAUGGCUCCCCUCAUGCAAAAAAACCAGUGUCUAUGGCAUCAUCAUUGGUGAAUACCCCCAGCUUGUCUGCAUGGACAUUUGCUUCAUCAUUCCACAUGGUAUCACAAGACUCACAGACCUUGCUCAAACCUGGCCAGAAAAAGACUGCACACAAGUGCAGCCUUUCAGGGCAUGUUUAA
This is a messenger RNA of Suillus subaureus, 951 nucleotides long. RefSeq lists its product as uncharacterized. Bases 1 to 951 code for a protein of 316 amino acids. The record is from RefSeq and is a predicted model, not a curated record. NCBI's taxonomy places the organism in Eukaryota, Fungi, Basidiomycota, Agaricomycetes, Boletales, Suillaceae. The transcript has 4 exons.